AUGUGCUUGUUUCUGUUGCUGCUGCGGCUGCUGCUGCUGUGCUUGUUUCUGUUGCUGCUGCUGCUGUGCUUGUUUCUGUUGCUGCUGCGGCUGCUGCUGCUGCUGCUGUCCUUGUUUCUGUUGCUGCUGCGGCUGCUGCUGCUGUGCUUGUUUCUGUUGCUGCUGCUGCUGUGCUUGUUUCUGUUGCUGCUGCUGCGGCUGCUGCUGCUGUCCUUGUUUCUGUUGCUGCUGCAGCUGCUGCUGUUCUUGUUUCUGCUGGGGCGAAGGCUGCUCCUGCUGUUGCUGCUGCUGCUGCAGCGCGCGCCGCUGCUGCAGCCGCAGGCCGCGGGCUCUGCUGCUGCUGCUGCUGCUGCUGCUGCUGCUGCUCUCAUAUUGGGAGUUUGCUUCUGCUGCUGCUUGCAGGUGGGCUACCUGACUGCGGGAGUCCUCUCUGUCUACUUGGGCUUCAGCUGGAGAGCAGCAAUUUGUGUUCAAGUUUCAUUUCUUUUUCUUUUAUCAGUUUUAGUUUUUGCUUUUCCCAAACACUACGUGGACACUCCCUGGGGCCCCGGGGCCCUGGGGGCCCCUGCAUGCGCCCCGGAGGGCAAAGUUGCUGCAGCAGUUGCUGCAGCAAAGGAGCCAGAGGCGGCGGACUGCGGGGCGCUGCAGCAGCAGCAGCAGCAGCAGCAGCAGCAGCAGCUGCGGGAUGCGCCUCUGGCGGCGGACUUCGGGGUGGAGCUGGGAGUUAUGGGCAGCCCCGGCGGCCGCUGCAGCGCGCCUCUGCAGCCGCAGCAGCAGCAGCAGCAGCAGCAGCAGCAGCAGCGGCUGCAGCUGCUGCAUGCAGAGGAAGACAAGGACUCUUCCCUGGCCAAGUCCCCAGCAGCAGCAACUCACAGAAGAAGAUCAGCAGAACCCUUAACCCCCACAACUUACAGCCCCGCCACAGGAGAGGGGGGCCCCCCUGAGGGGCCCCCCUCUGGCUGCAGCAGCGCAGCACAAAUGAGCCAAAAGCGAGCUGCGCUGCAUCUUUUGAUGUAA
Eimeria necatrix is the source of this 1017-nucleotide messenger RNA. RefSeq lists its product as hypothetical. The record is from RefSeq and is a predicted model, not a curated record. Lineage: Eukaryota; Apicomplexa; Conoidasida; Eucoccidiorida; Eimeriidae. The transcript has a single exon. The coding region runs from base 1 to 1017 and encodes 338 amino acids.